Molecule: messenger RNA, 923 nt
Organism: Trichoderma harzianum CBS 226.95
Lineage: Eukaryota; Fungi; Ascomycota; Sordariomycetes; Hypocreales; Hypocreaceae
Exons: 1
Coding region: 250-738 (162 amino acids)
Source: RefSeq, a predicted model, not a curated record
AGGAGAGAGCCGAGGUUUCUUCUGUUAUUAAAGAUUAUUGAAUAUUUAUAUGAUGGAAAGUCUUCAAUUUAUCUGUCGGGACAAGGGUCAACAUCCUCCACCACCUCAUUUUCUUAGACUCGCUAUUGUCUGCAUCGGGCGACCAACACCGUUUCCAAUAUUGCUUAUAAUGAGCACAUCUUCGAGAUAGCCCGCGGAACCGCACGUCUGUAUCACACUGCAUGCUCCACUGUUCCUUGUCAUGGAGAAAUGAAUUAUUGGCCAGAUGAAUUUGUUGUUGGUCGCGUUCAUAUAACUAGCGGGAAGGGAAGGACGGGCUGCUCCACAGAUAUUAACACCGAUGUCUUGGGAUCUGAGGGCGGCUUUCCAUUUUCCUGGACCUUUGAAGGGAGUGUGAAAUGUAUCAUAGUAGAAUCUGACAGCAUCCUAUUGCAAUAUGUAAUCGUAGGUAUUGAGGCUGUAUCCUGUCCAAGCCUUCUUUUGAUAGCCUCGCCUUGUUCGAGAGUCUAUCUGCGGAAGCUAGCUGCUUGUGCCGUGAUGUGGGUAGAGAGAGGCCCUGCAUCGAAUUGCCGCCCGGCGCACUCGGUUAUCAGACCGCGCGAGUGCACAGCAACAAACCCCCCGGGAUUGACAUACGAGGUACGGGCAAACGGACAUAAACGACACUCUCUCUUUGCUCCCCACUUCGCGGCACUUUUGUUUGACUUCUUCAAGUUGAACAAACCAACGCAUUCAUAAUCUUGGACGCGGGCGUGCCGAAUCGAGGGGCGAGGCCGAGGUCAAAAAAAAGCACAAACGCAAGCCGCCGUGAUAUGGAGCCUCCUCAUAGACAUACAAAUGUGCUCUCGUACAGUAAUAUGUAGUGGCCCCAUCGCAACGGCCAAGACGGUUUCUGAGACCUUCCAAGCCGUUGCUAUACUUCU